UUUCGAUCGCAAUUAUGCCUGAGCCAGCGAAACCAGCACCCAAGAAGGGGUCCAAGAAAGCGGUCACCAAGACCGCCAGCAAGCCCGGUAAGGGCAAGAGAAGGCGGGGGAGGAAGGAGAGCUACGCCAUCUACGUGUACAAGGUCCUCAAGCAGGUCCACCCCGACACCGGCAUCUCGUCCAAGGCCAUGAGCAUCAUGAACUCGUUUGUCAACGACAUUUUCGAGCGCAUCGCCUCCGAAGCUUCUCGCCUGGCUCACUACAACAAGCGCUCCACCAUCACGUCCAGGGAGAUCCAGACCGCCGUCCGCCUCCUGCUGCCCGGCGAGCUGGCCAAGCACGCCGUGUCCGAGGGCACCAAGGCCGUCACCAAGUACACCAGCUCCAAGUGAGCCGAUUCGGUCGCGUCCAACAACAACGGCUCUUUUAAGAGCCACCCACUUUCUCUCUUGAGUGAACAUUCUCCAUUACUUGAUUCUUAUUCUGAUUCUCUAAUA
This is a messenger RNA of Phycodurus eques (leafy seadragon), 497 nucleotides long. RefSeq names its product histone H2B 1/2-like. Lineage: Eukaryota; Metazoa; Chordata; Actinopteri; Syngnathiformes; Syngnathidae. The transcript has a single exon. Gene Ontology annotation, molecular function: structural constituent of chromatin; DNA binding; protein heterodimerization activity. The record is from RefSeq and is a predicted model, not a curated record. The coding region runs from base 15 to 392 and encodes 125 amino acids. Gene Ontology annotation, cellular component: nucleosome.